Striga asiatica is the source of this 669-nucleotide messenger RNA. The record is from the annotation of a GenBank genome assembly. Lineage: Eukaryota; Viridiplantae; Streptophyta; Magnoliopsida; Lamiales; Orobanchaceae.
CGCGGUAUCCUUAACCCGAGAGAUAAGGAACUAAAGAGCAAGGGAAGCUCCAUUGAACUUAGAAUAGCUGACGCUCAAAGACUAUUCAUUCAGCUGCCUCGGGAAGACAAGAAGCAGGAAGCUUUCUACGCGCAUCUGUCCUCGAAUAAUAAUGCUCUUUCAUUCGUUCCUCGCUUUGAGAAAUCGAUGAUUAUUUCUGCCUACAAGGUCAAUUACCAAGACAGCCAGCUUCUCAAUUGCAUCGCCGGGGAAGAGCGUAUGACUGGCCUUACACUUACAGAGAGCUUACCUUUAGUCUGCAACAGGAGAGGCACUGAGACUGCAAUAACAGGAGCAACUGGCUGGGAGCUUCUAAUGGCUUGCAUAAGGGAAAGCAUAAAGAAAGCAAUUGCCUUCCCUGGUGCGUGCCUGCUUGAGGCUGAUUCGUAUGCAGCGGCAUCCGUAUUUGCGCAUGUGUCGUUGCUUGCCUAUCUCAGUAUGAAAUUGGAACAGUAUCCGAUUUCAAAGGCGAAGCCGAAGAGGUCCCAUUCUAAUGAGAAUCAAAGGCAAUCGGGAAUGGGUUGGUUUUCAUAUCCCCUUUUUUGUUCUCGUCUAAGCAGUCGGCCCAGUCUCCUGUCUCUUACUUUAGACCAGGGACAGGAAGAGAGCAUUACGAAUUGCCGAUUUAUU